Messenger RNA from Oryzias melastigma (Indian medaka), 1628 nucleotides. Its product is annotated as F-actin-capping protein subunit alpha-1. Gene Ontology annotation, molecular function: actin filament binding. The transcript is spliced from 10 exons. Gene Ontology annotation, cellular component: actin cortical patch; F-actin capping protein complex. NCBI's taxonomy places the organism in Eukaryota, Metazoa, Chordata, Actinopteri, Beloniformes, Adrianichthyidae. Gene Ontology annotation, biological process: barbed-end actin filament capping; actin cytoskeleton organization. The coding region runs from base 105 to 962 and encodes 285 amino acids. The record is from RefSeq and is a predicted model, not a curated record.
GGCUGUUUUUUGGGGGGGAUAAAUCAUACCUGGCAACCUCCAUUCACAGUCGCUUUCUUUAGGCUUCAUCCACAUACAUAUAUAAACGGGUUCAUCGGCUCAAGAUGGCAGAUUUCGACGAGCUCAGCGAAGAGGAGAAGGUCCGAAUUGCAUCCAAUUUUGUGCUGCAUGCUCCUCCAGGAGAGUUCAAUGAAGUUUUUAAUGAUGUGCGAAUACUGCUCAACAAUGAUAAUCUUCUCAGGGAGGGGGCAGCUCAUGCCUUUGCUCAGUACAAUAUGGAUCAGUUCACCUGUGCAAAAAUCAAUGGAUAUGAAGAUCCGGUUCUUAUAACCGAGCACGGCGACUUAGGAAACGGGCGCUUUUUUGAUCCGCACAACAAGAUCUCAUUCAAGUUUGACCACCUGAGGAAGGAGGCGAGUGACCCCCAGCCUCACGAGGGCGAGGCUGGCCUCAGGUCUUGGAGAGAUGCCUGUGACUCAGCUCUCCGGGCCUAUGUUAAGGAUCACUAUCCCAGUGGAGUCUGCACGGUUUAUGGAAAGACAAUCGAUGGGCAGAAGACCAUUAUCGUUUGUAUCGAAGGCCAUCAGUUUGAGCCCAAGAACUUCUGGAAUGGUCGCUACAGGUCUGAAUGGAAGUUCAGCAUCUCGCAGUCCACAGCACACGUGACUGGAGUCUUAAAAGUUCAGGUGCAUUAUUAUGAAGAUGGGAAUGUGCAGCUGGUCAGCCAUAAAGAUGUACAGGAAUCACUGACUGUCUCUAACGAAAGCCAAACUGCAAAGGAGUUGGUGAAGAUAAUUGAGGAUGCAGAAAAUGAAUAUCAGGUGGCCAUCACGGAGAACUAUCAGACCAUGUCUGAUACCACAUUCAAAGCCUUACGUAGACAGCUUCCAGUCACCCGCACUAAGAUCGACUGGAACAAGAUCCUUAGCUACAAGAUCGGCAAGGAGAUGCAAAAUGCCUAAAAGGAAAAACCUGUCAGUUUGACCCCCAUUGGUUAGAGAGAAGCUGAUGUAGCUUAAUGUACUGUAUAUAUCCUUCCAGAGGGUUCCAGGUUCUUGAGAGUGUGGUGUUGGGAUGCCUUCAUUUAAAUUGGAAGUGUUACUGAUGCUAAUCUGUGAACCUUAUUUUUCUACAAAUUCUGCCUUUGGUGACACUGUGAACGUUUGGCUGGUCUCUUAUCAUUCCGAUUCUCGCAUAAACAGCAAAUAUAUGCACGUUUUCCAGUCCUUCAGUGCUUCAAAAGGACACAAGUGAAUCCUAACUUUUUUCUGUUUUCAGCUAGUGACUCUGCUGUUGUUUCCUUAACAACAGUCAUCAUUCCUCGAGUGCUUCCACUAUUUCUUUUGGGUAUUUGUUAUAAAAAUGGGAAAUUGGUGUAUAGACUAGACUAAAACUUUUAUCUAACUGGAAAUACUCAGUUGCAUCAAGACAGUCAAAUUAUUAAUUUUUCCUGCAUUCCUGUAGCUGUAAGGUUUAAACCGGCAGGUAUGCCAAAGCAUAAAUAUAUUCUUUUCCCCUUUGGGGUGUCGCUUUUGUUUUUCUCUAUCCUGAACUGAUCAAGUAUGGUGUUCUUUUUGCCAGCUGUCUGCCUUCAGCCUGUGCUAUAUUUUUUAUACAAACUGUUAGUA